CCGAAAUGUGUGUCAGCCUCGAAUUUACGGGGAGUAUGACAACCCUUUUCCUAUUGUCGUGCCUUGAAAUUGAUCAAAACUAAUGUGGCACGUCCUUCAAUACUCGUGCUCGAAUGGAGUACAAAGUACAUCAGCCAAAGUGGGCAAAUGAUGUGCAGCAGUGCGACACACUGGCGAAUCCUCAUCCACCAAGUCAAGUCCCUGUCGCUCAAAUUGUCCGUUUUGGCUGAGCCAUGACUUCAUAACAGGUUUUCCUCCUCCACCAGACAGCUGAACUUCCCACAUCUCGACUGGUUCAACCAACAAGUCGUUCUCCUCUAAUGAUCCCUGGCCAUCACUGUUUUGGCUGGCCCAUCACUGAUCGCGAAUCUUGGAUAUUCGCUACCCCACAAACUCGCUCAGUGGCUGUCCACAGGCCUUGUUUGUUCGGUGGCUUGAAGAUGAUGCCCUUGACGUAUCGAGCUGGUGACAUACACAGUACUCGUACAACCAAGAUCACAGGUUUUUGACCACCAGGAAUGAUGACGCAACCCCAAACAAGACAUUACGAAGUUGAGCUUCACCGCGUUUUUCUUCCCUUGCGGUCUUUAUUGAUGCUUUGAGCCCUUCCUCAGCUUGUAGAAACUUUGCCUGUACUGCUGGUUGCUACUAAUUGACAGAGAGCAGCAAAGAUAUGGACAAGGUGAAAUCCGUGCUGUGAGUGCUGACUUGAAUCCACUGUGCGUCAUCAUAGCCUGACCAGGAGGUGCGACGACAGCCAUUCCAACAAAGAAGAUCCAGAACCAUCUACAAGUGCAGGUCCUAGUGGUCGAAUGACUGGACAGGGAUCCCAUUUUCCACAGGCAGAAGACACGAUCUCUUCAGGUGGUGGUCCAGGCUUGGACACACGUCAACCAGCCCGACAAAACCCUGACGACGGACUCGGCACUGCUGCCAUUGGCACGACAUCUACUUAUAGCUCACACUACCUAGCCAAAGGAGAUCCGGUUGGCAACGUCGCUGAUCCCCAGUCGGCAGAUCCUACGACUUACAAAAUGCCUGAACAUAUGUAUGGCUCCUCCGGCACCGGGGUGCCCGAGGGUGCAGCAGGCACCGCAGCAUCCCUGGCCUUCAACAAGGACAGACAACAAAGUACUUCGCAGAUUCCGGGCGCUUUCCCUAAAGACGAAUCUUCUCCCCACGAUUCAACUCGAGCAGCUUCAGCAGCUACGUCGGGCUUCACUGGGUCUGGUACUACACGAGAUCCUUACGGGUCAAGGGGCCUCGAAGCUGCCUCUGGAGGAGCGGCAGGCACGGGUGGUUCCAGUAGCUUGGGUCAAGGGGUCUCUGCUGCCGCGGCCGGUGUGGCCACUGAAAAUGCACUUUCUCGCGGUGGCACAACUCACGAUGCGACCACAAUUGCACCCUCGGGUCUAACAUCAACCACGUCACCAGCCGAUCGCUCUGCUGGAUUUGGUGCAGCCGAGAAGACGAAGGUUCCCGAUGAGACGGCGACCGGAUCAAACCAGGGUGGGACAUUUGGAAAGAUCCUUGGAGCCAUGGGCCUGGGAGCAGCAGCUGGUGGUGCGACCGCAGCUGCGACCAGAGGAAGAGAAAAUGAGAAGCCUGAUGCAGUGUCGGGCACUCCAGACCAACCUACAACUACAACGGGCGUGAGUUCAUACACUGCUCCUACCGAAUCUACACCCAGUACAGCAGCAACACAGCCGCCGACCCAUUAUCGUAAGGAGAGUAUUCCGACAAGCGCCUAUCCUGCUGGCCAGGAUUCUCCUGCUCCCAUUAAUCCUCCAGUAGGUGGCACGGCAGCCGCUGUCAAUGAGCGAGAGCACAAGGACCAUACCGGCCGCAACGCAGGCCUUGCUGCGGCCGGUGUUGGUGCAGGAGCUUUGGGAGCUCAUGAACUCGGGAAGCACAGAUCAGAACCAGGAGAAAUCAAUGAGUACAGCAUUGGCUCCAGUGCCCAGAACACGACUCCAGCUGCACCGUAUGCUCCUGCAACAAGUACUGGUACUGAAAGAGGCAUGGCUCAGGGUCAGACAACGGCAACACCCUACAACGACUCAACUCCGGAGAGUGACUCGAAGGGGUAUGGUAAGACUGCUGCUGCCGCUGGUCUUGGUGCUGGCGCAGCUGGCGCUGGUGCCUAUGCUCUGGGACACGAAAGGAAUAAGCCAGAGACCGGAGACCUUCGAGCAGAGAAGCCCUACACAUCUUCUGAAUCUGCUACUCAGCCUCCGGCUACCACUUCCCAACUGCCUGUCCGCGAAAAGCAAGCUGGCCCAGCAACAACCUCGACUUCUGGAGAAUAUCCCACGGAACAUACUCCAGCAGCAGAUGAUCGUCGCACUGGACGCAACGCAGCUCUAGCAGGUGCUGCUGGUGCCGGCGCUGGUGCUUACGGGGCCCACGAAUACAACAAGCAUCGCGCUGCAGAAGAUCCAUCAGUAGGCCGCCAAGGACCAACUACCAGUACCAAGGAUACAAAAAUAGCUCCUGUCGCCGCUUCCUCGCAGCCUGCAGUUGAGAGAUCUACCAGAAAUGAUCCAACUGCAGCGCCGGAGCAAGACAAGAGUCAUGCCGGUCGUGAUGCUGCUUUGGCAGGUGCUGCGGGCACUGGUGCCGGUGCUUAUGGUGCUCACGAGUACAACAAACAUCAUGCGGAACAAGACCCGUCAGCAGCCCGGCAAGUACCUACUACUAGUACCAAGGACACCAGCGCGGCACGCAACGACACAAAGGCAACCCCUAUUGCAGCCUCUUCGGGACCGACUUCGGACAAGGCCGCCAGAACUGAUCCAGCUGCCCCAGAGCAGGGGGAGAGUCACACCGGCCGUGAUGCCGCUCUAGCUGGAGCCGCCGGCGCCGGUGCUGGGGCUUACGGUGCCCAUGAAUACAGCAAACACGAGGUUGGACAGGACGCUGCCAAUGCCGAGGCUCGACGACAAAAGGAUCUCGCUGAGCAGGAGGCAGCUCGCCAAAAACAAUUCGAAAAGGAUCAAAAGGCAGCAGAGAAGCAGGCUCACAAGGAGGAGAAGCAACACCAGAAGGAAUUAGCAAAGGAGCACAAGGCACAAGAAAAGGCCGCGGCCAAGGAGGAAAAGGAGCAUCAAAAGGGGCUUGAGAAGGAAGAAAAGAAACACGAUAAAGAGCUUGCCGCUGGCGAGGCCGAACAUGAGAGGCAUCCCAAGAAGGAGGAACAGCCUGGGGCUGGCGUUGAGGCUGAAGAGGCUGAAAGGCACAGGCGUCGUGAGAAAGAAGCCGCGGCCGCCGCUGCAGUCGGUGGAACCGGUGCUGCCGCCGCAUACGGUGCCCAUGAGCACGACCAGAAGUCAGAUGCACAAAAGCAACACGAACAAGAAUCUCUGGACACUGCUUAUGGCAUCGGAAAGCAGUCGGCCGGUAGUCAGGGAGGACGCCCUGCUGUCGUCGCCGACGAUGGUGGUCAUAACGUUUUGCACAAGGACCCUCCUCACGAGGAGAAGAAGCCCAACAUCUUCAAACGCAUCUUCAAACGACGCAAGAACAAGGACACUGGUGAAGAAGAGGAAUACAGCACCGAUGACGAUGAAGAUCACGGUCACGGUCAUGACGGUCGCCACGCCGCUGAAGCAGGAGUUCUGGGUGCCGGUGCCGGUGCUGGAGUCGCAGGUGCAGAAACCUCUCGCCACGAGCCUGGUUCAACCACUUCUCGCAUCAGUACAGAGCAACACCAUGGAAGUUCUUACGAGGAACAGAGUGGUGGUCUCCAGAAGCCAUCUUACAAUCCCUUUUCCAAGCAAAGCCCGACAUCGGCAAACUAUGGACAACAACAACAACAGGAGCCUGUCGCCGCGGAUCCCAGCCACAGCGGUCCAGGAGUAGGCAGGACAAACACGUCGACGACGACCGACCAUGCUCGUUAAGAGAGGGUCUCUUAUGGAUCAACAAAAUUGGUCCGGCGAAUACGAACGACCCCUGAGCAAGAGUGAUUACGAUGAUACCUUCCCAGUGUUCACAAACGAGUUUUCUUUUUGUUCUUGUGGGCUUCUGGCCUUUGCCUGUAAACAAGUAUACGAGACUGAGAAUUUGGAUUUCGGUAGUAAUGUUUGCCUAGUUUUGCCAAAUGGAACCCCAAAGAGUGGCUCAAUUGUACCAAUGGUUCUGUUCAUACGGUGACUUCGGAAAGGCUUCAUUGAUGAUUCGUGCCGUCGAGGAAUACUUUGGUACGUUUUAAUGACCGCACGACAAGUGGUUUGCCGCCGCGAUUUGGAAUAUAAUUGAUAAUACCUUGGACUCCUCAAAAGUCCGGUCGACGCGCGCGACACUGUUUGCACCCUCCCGAUCACUCCCUACUCGAAUACAUUUUAAAUGUUCGACCGUCGUUGCAUUCGUUUCUUUCACAUGCGUCUUCUACCUGCUACUAGAAGACUCGACUUGCGGGGUUAGGAAAAAAGACGAUCGUACCAGUGUCUACGGAGUACGUGUGAAUCAAUUACACUUGGGCAGGUGAAAUAGACAAGUCAAAGGUUGGCAAGUUCAGAUGUGGCCAAUGCAACACAUUUUGUUUUAUUUCUUCCUUCUUCUGGUCUCUCUCUCUCUCUCUCCCUCUCGUCGGCAAGGAAUUUCUCUUUAUAAGUAGCGGCAGUAGCAGAU
Exophiala oligosperma is the source of this 4632-nucleotide messenger RNA. RefSeq lists its product as hypothetical. Bases 813 to 3902 code for a protein of 1029 amino acids. The record is from RefSeq and is a predicted model, not a curated record. NCBI's taxonomy places the organism in Eukaryota, Fungi, Ascomycota, Eurotiomycetes, Chaetothyriales, Herpotrichiellaceae. The transcript has 3 exons.